AUGUCUGACGAAGAGUACAAUGGAUACUCAGAGUCGGAUGAACAGACUGGUACAACACGUCUGUAUGUUGAUGUUACUGCGAUUCCUCUUAACUUUACAGUUCUUUUAAAUCCAAAUACGCUUAGAAAUGUUGGAAUCCAGAACAACUCCAUUGUUUUAUUAUCAAACGGUGGAGAAAUCAAAGUUCCAGCUAUUGCCGUUGCAGAAAAUGGCUGUGAAAACAACAGAAUUGUUUUACCAAUUUCAAUUCAACAUUCGCUUUGUGUAGAAGAAAAUAAACAAGUUUCAAUUCAGCCAGCAUCAAAUAUUCCAGAUGCUACAAAAGUUCAGAUUACUGUUUAUGCUGAUACUGUUGACAGUAAGCUUCAAAAAACAGUUGGAGAUUAUUUCGGCGCACAAUUAUGUCCAGCAUCUACAAAGACAUUAUUCCGUUUAGAUGUUAACGGAAAAGGUAUUUAUUUCGAAGUUACUCAAAUUCAACCAGCUCCUUACGCUAAAAUUACUUCCAGAACAACUGUUGAGUGCUAUCAAUAUCAGAAGACCCAAAGCAUCUCACGUCCAUUCGAUCGCCACCUUAAUGACCUCGAUUUCCCAAGUUCUAUCAGAAAUCAAAUCAAUAAAUUCAUUUUAUCACCAAUCGAACGUCCAAACCUCCUCAAGAAGCUUGGAAUCGAAAAGUCAAAUGGCGUUAUCGUUAUCGGCAAGCAUAAUGCAGGCAAAACUUCUGUUCUUUCAGCAGUUAUUCACGCAUCUACAAUUCCAACAUUUUUCGUCGAUACAUCGCUACUUUUUACCAUCGAAAUACCAAAGGCCAUCCAAUACCUUCAGCAUAUCUUCGCAAAAGCUAUUCAAAACUCUCCAUCUGUUUUAGCUCUUGAUAAUAUCGAACUCCUUGCACGUGAUGUCUCUACAGUUAAGAAGAUGCAAGAGAAAAAGCUUCUUGCCAUCUUCAGAAACCUGUUUGAAAACGCUCUUGACAAAUCUUCUGUUUUAAUUGUCGGAACAACAAGCGAUUCAUCGAAACUCGACAAAGCAUUACGUAAAGUUGGAGGCUUUGCCUUCAGCAUUGACCUCAACUUACCAGAUUCAGAGAUUCGCGAACAAUUAUUCGCCAGAUACACUAAGGGAGCCAAGAUCACCAAGAAAGCAAUCGGAAUGGUCUCUGCCCAACCAUCGGAAGGUUUUACAGCGAUAGAAGUCGAAAACGCCUGCAGAUCUGCUUUCUUCAAAUUGGUCGAAGCUCCAGACACAUGGGAGACCGAUGAAAAGAUCCUUAGAGCAGUCAAGAGUGGCCAUUUACUUGUCAGGCACUUCCCAUUCGGCCUAGAAGACCCUCAAGAAGAACAAUCUCUUUCCAAGCCGCAAAUCAAGCGUUUUAAUGAUGAUGACGCUUUCGGAAAGCAGCAACAACAGCAACAGCAGCAGCAACACUCCAGCCACGGCUUCACUGUCGAAGAAACAGCGAAGAAAGAUGACUUGGACAAUGCUUUUUCUGUUGGAAACACAGGAGAUUUCAACGAUCCAUUCGCAAAGGCCAAACCAACAUCCACAUUCACUGUCACUGUCAAUGCAUCUCCGAAAUCAUCCACAGACGCAUUUGCUGCUCCACAACAACAAAAGUCAGCUGAUUUCGGAUUUGGCUUUGAUUCACAACCUCCGAAAUCUGAACCAUUUACAGAUCCAUUUGCUUCUCAACCACAACAGAAGAAAGAAGAAGCUCCAGCACAAUCAGAUCCAUUUGGUGCUCCUGUUCCUAAAUCUCAGAAUACUCCUGAUUUCUCAUUUGGAUUCGAUGUUUCUCCACAACAAAAACAACCAAAGGGAGAUUUCGAUCCAUUUUCUCCACAACAGCAACCAAAGAAACAGCCAUCAACAGAUCCAUUUGCUGCUCCACAACAACAGAAACAAUCCGAUUUCGAACCAUUCAAUCCACAGCAGCAGAAACAGGAACAGCCAAAGGGAGAUUUCGAUCCAUUUGGAGCUCCACAACAACAGAAAGCUCCUCAAUCUCAGCCGGAUCUAUUUGCUCCACAACAACAGAAACAACCAGAACAAAAAGGAGAUUUCGAUCCAUUUGGUGCUCCACAACAAAAGGCUCCACAAUCACAACCAGAUCCAUUUGCUCAGCCACAACAACAACAGAAACAGCCAUCAAGAAAUGGUUCACAAGAUCCAUUUGCUGCUCCACCUAAACAAGCAUUUGAUGAUCCAUUUGGACAGAAACCACAUCAACAAGCAAAUCCAUUUGGAGUUCCUCCAAGUGCUCAGCAACAGCAAGAUCCAUUUGUUUCACAACCACAGCAACAACUUCAACAGGAUCCAUUUGGUGCUCCAUCAAAUGCUUCUCAACAACAGCCACAGCAACAAGAUCCAUUUGCUGCAAGCAGUCCAUUUGGUGCUCCUUCAAAUGCUGCUCCACAACAGCCACAACAGGAUCCAUUCGCUGCUCAGCCACAGCCACAACAACAGCCUCAGCAAGAUCCAUUUGCUGCAAGCAGUCCAUUUGGUGCUCCACAGGCACAUUUGCAGGCAAAGACAAACGAUCCAUUCAGCCAGCAACAGCAGACAUCGGAUAUGUACAAGUCAGACCCAUUUGGAGGAAAGCCGACACCUCCAGAUCCAAUGCAACAGGCAAGAAAUCCUGGCUUCAACUCAGAUCCAUUUGGACAAACAGGAGAACAAGCUCCAUUCGAAGAUCCAUAUCCUAAAGGUCCUGAAAUGCAACAACAGCAGCAACAAUCACAGCCAGAACCACAGCCACAAGAAGACGAAUUCGAUCCAAAUGCAACUGGAUUCGACAUGUUCAGAAGAAGACCAACUGGUUCUGCAAAUGCUUUCGCUGCACCAAAGAACGAUGAUCCAUUUGGCGCUUCAUCACAACAACAGGGAGAUAUUAAAGAUCCAUUUGCUGGACCAGAUCCAUUCGCUCAGCCACAGCAGGCAUUCAACGCUGGCGGACAAGAUCCAUUUGCUCAACAGCCUCAGCCACAACAGCAACCACCUCAAAACGAUCCAUUUGCUGCUUCCGCUCCUCAGCAACCACCACAACAGCAACAGCAACCUCCUCAACAACAGGAUCCAUUUGGUGCUCCACAACAACAACCUCAACAGCCACAGCAGCCAAUGCAACAAGAUCCAUUUGCUCAACCUCAACAACCACCUCAACAACAACAAGCUCCACCUGCAAAGGCUCCAUCUCGUGGUAGAUUUGCAGACUUAGAUUUCGGAGAUCCAUUUGGAGGCGCAAAGUCAAAACCAGCUCCAGCAUCUGCUGCUCCUCCAAAGCCAGCACCACAACCUGCUCCUGCUCCAGUGCCACAACCAGCUCCUCAACCAGCUGCUCCUCAACAGCAACAGAAUCCAUUUGGAGCUCCUCAGCCAGCUCCAGCACCACAGCAACAGCCACAACAACAAAAUGCAUUUGGAGCUCCAGCUAAUGCUGUUCCUCCAAAGCAACAAGAUCCAUUUGGAGCUCCAGCACCAGCUGCAUCUGCUCCAUUCGGUGCUCCUGCAAACGAUCCAUUUGCUGCAAGCAGUCCAUUUGGUGCUCCAACUAAUGCUGCUCCACAGCAACCACAGCAACAAGAUCCAUUUGCACAGCCACAAAAACAACAACCUCAGCAACCACCACAACAAGAUCCAUUUGGCGCUCCUCAGCCACAGCAACAGAAUCCAUUUGGCGCUGCUCCACAACAACCACAGCAGCAACAAGAUCCAUUCGCUCAACCACAACAACCUCAGCAACAACAGCCACAACAAAACGAUCCAUUUGGUGGAGCUCCUCAACCAAAGCAGCCACCGAAGACAGUGGAUCCAUUCGGAGGUGCAUCAAGAAGUUCUGCAUUCGACAUGUUCCGUAGCGCUGCAGAACCAACACCUUCUUCAGCUCCACAGCAAGAUCCAUUUGGUUCUCCACAGCCGCAACAACAACCUCCUCAAAACGAUCCAUUCGGUGCUCCACAACAGGGAGGAUUCGGAGCUCAACCAGCUCCUCAACAACAGGAUCCAUUUGCUGCACAGAAUACAUUUGGAUCUCCUCAACCACAGCCACAACAGCAGAACUUUGGAGAUCCAUUCGGUGCUCCACAACAACAGCCAAAGCCACAACCACAACAACAGAACUUUGGAGAUCCAUUCGGUGCUCCACAACAACAACCAAAGCCACAGCCACAACAGCAGAACUUUGGAGAUCCAUUCGGUGCUCCACAACCUAAACCAGCUCAAUUAACUCCAUUUGGCGCUCCUCAGCCACAACAAGGAGGUUUUGGUGGAUUUGGUCAGCAACAACCACAACAACAACCAAAGCCUCAGCAACAGAACUUCGGAGAUCCAUUUGGAGCUCCACAACAACAGCCAAAACCACAACCACAACAACAGAACUUUGGAGAUCCAUUCGGUGCUCCACAACAACAACCAAAGCCUCAGCAACAACAGAACUUUGGAGAUCCAUUUGGAGCUCCUCAGCAGCCAAAACCAGCCCAGUCCUCUCCAUUCGGUGCUCCACAACCACAGCAACAAGGUGGAUUCGGAGGCGGAUUUGGCCAGCAACAACAGCCACAGCAGCAGAACUUUGGAGAUCCAUUUGGCGGACCAUCUCCUAACUCUGCUCGUGGAAUGUUUGGCGGAUCUCCACAACCACAGCAACAGCAAGGAUUUGGUGCUCCUCAACAGCAGCAGAACGAUCCAUUUGGCAGUCCACAACAGAAUGCAUUUGGUGGACCGCAACAAGGCGGAUUUGGCCAGCAACAACAAGGUGGAUUCGGAGCUCCACAACAAGAUCCAUUUGCUACUUCAGCUCCUAUGUAUGGAAACCAGGGAUUUGGCGGUCCACAGCAAGGAUUUGGUGGACAGCAACAGGGAGGAUUCGGUGCUCCUCAGCAAGGCGGAUUUGGAGCUCCACAGCAGGAUCCAUUUGCUACUUCCGCUUCGAUGUACGGAAACCAGGGAUAUGGUGGAAGAAAUCCAUAUGGAAAUAGACCUCAAAAUGGAGGACUUUACGGCCAGUCACAGGGAUUUGGAUCUCCACAGCGAGGAUUUGGUGCUCGCCCACAGCAACAACAGCAGCAGCAACAACCACAACAACAAAAGAAAGACGAAUUUGCUAGUUUCAAUCCUUUCUAA
Molecule: messenger RNA, 5121 nt
Organism: Trichomonas vaginalis G3
Lineage: Eukaryota; Parabasalia; Trichomonadida; Trichomonadidae
Product: ATP binding
Exons: 1
Coding region: 1-5121 (1706 amino acids)
Biological process (GO): autophagosome maturation; retrograde protein transport, ER to cytosol; mitotic spindle disassembly
Cellular component (GO): nucleus; cytosol; VCP-NPL4-UFD1 AAA ATPase complex
Molecular function (GO): polyubiquitin modification-dependent protein binding; ATP binding; ATP hydrolysis activity
Source: RefSeq, a predicted model, not a curated record